Miscanthus lutarioriparius is the source of this 777-nucleotide messenger RNA. Lineage: Eukaryota; Viridiplantae; Streptophyta; Magnoliopsida; Poales; Poaceae. The record is from the annotation of a GenBank genome assembly.
AUGCUCUGGAGUCCUGGUCACCGUCGGAUACAAGGGAACGCCCAGAUGCGCAGUGACGGUGGAGUAAAGUCAUCCGGAACGACUGCAGCCCUACCUUUCGCCGCCGCCGCACCAUCGCCCGAAACCCCAGCCCCCUUCGGCGCCACCGCUCGAAUCCCAGCCCCCUUCGGCGCCACCGCGACCGUCGGAGUGGAGGCCAUGGACGACGUGUGCGAGGGGAAGGACUUCUCCUUCCCGCAGCAGGAGGAGCGGGUGCUCGAGCUGUGGGCGAAGCUCGACGCCUUCCACGAGCAGCUCCGGCGCACGGAAAGCGGUGAGGAGUUCAUCUUCUACGACGGCCCCCCCUUCGCCACGGGCCUGCCCCACUACGGCCACAUACUCGCCGGCACCAUCAAGGACGUGGUCACCCGGCACCAGUCGAUGCGGGGCCGCCACGUCUCGCGACGCUUCGGGUGGGACUGUCACGGCCUCCCCGUCGAGUUUGAGAUCGACAAGGCGCUCGGCAUCACCAACCGGCAGCAGGUGUUCGACCUCGGCAUCGGCAAGUACAACGAGACGUGCCGCAGCAUCGUCACCAAGUACGUCUCCGAGUGGGAGGCCAUGGUCACACGCACGGGGAGGUGGAUUGACUUCAAGAACGACUACAAGACCAUGGACAUCAACUUCAUGGAGAGCGUCUGGUGGGUGUUUGCGCAGCUCUGGGAGAAGGACCUCGUCUAUAAGGGCUUCAAGGUCGCAUCUCUAAUCUCACUCAUAGCUAUUUUUCGAGUCUGUUGA